This is a messenger RNA of Puntigrus tetrazona (Sumatra barb), 1318 nucleotides long. Its product is annotated as engulfment and cell motility protein 1. The transcript is spliced from 7 exons. NCBI's taxonomy places the organism in Eukaryota, Metazoa, Chordata, Actinopteri, Cypriniformes, Cyprinidae. The record is from RefSeq and is a predicted model, not a curated record. The coding region runs from base 381 to 1010 and encodes 209 amino acids.
AAACAUAAGCAAAGCAGCAUUCUUAUGAUUCAGAACAGUGUCUUUCUUUCAGUGAGGAGUAAAUGGGAAAUACUACACCGGGUUCUACUACUUUGUUUGUCCUCGUUCUCAUACCCACGAGCCGAGGGGAUCUUCUCCUUUUGAGGGAACUAUUCUGGCUGUAGGAGUAUCUGCUGUUGCCUGCAUUAAUUCGCUCUCGCCCCAUUGAUACACUGUGGUUCAGUCCUUUUCUAUACACACAUGCAGUUUCAGCACUGACACACUGGACAUGGCUUUGACAUGCAGAGAAAAAAGAGAAAAGGUAUGCCACCCAAAUUGUCACGUCGCAGUUUAAAAGAGUGGACAGUGCCAGGCCUCACGGGUCCUUGCUGAAAUCUGAGAUGUUGAGCCAGGAUGACCCCAAAUCACGCCCCAUGCUAGAACUUCGAGAGAAGCUCCAGCCGGAGGUGAUCGAGCUGAUUAAACAGCAGAGGUUGAACCGCCUGUGUGAGGGCACCUGCUUCAGGAAGAUCAGUGCCCGGCGCAGACAAGACAAGUUCUGGUAUUGCCGUCUAUCACCAAACCAUAAAGUGUUACACUAUGGAGAUGUAGAGGAGUUCUCGCAAGGACAAAUAUCACAUGACUCUCUUCAGGAGAAAGUGACAGUAGCUGAUAUCAAAGCAGUGGUCACGGGGAAAGACUGCCAACACAUGAGGGAGAAAGGAGCACUUAAGAAUAAGGAGCUGCUGGAGCUGGCUUUUUCCAUUCUUCAUAAUUCAGAUGAAUAUCUGAACUUCAUUGCUCCUGACAAGCAUGAAUACUGCAUUUGGACUGAUGGCUUGAAUGCUCUUUUGGGAAAAGAGAUGACGAGUGAGCUCACAAAAUCAGAUUUGGACACUCUGGUUACUAUGGAGCUGAAACUUCGCCUUUUGGACCUCGAAAACAUUCAGAUUCCUGACGUCCCUCCUCCUGUCCCCAAAGAGCCCAGCACUUACGACUUUGUUUACGACUUCAGUCAGCAACACACUUGAGACUGGAAUAAAGCCCUUACUCGUGCUGAUGAUCAGCUGCAAGUAAGGAGAGCCCACGUUUUUAUCUUUUUUUGAUUUUCCUGUUUAGUCUUUUCCCUCUCGCGUAGACAGAAUCAUACGUUUUCCUCUAGAUUGUGACUAUGAUGUGAUGCUUAGUUUUCUACUUCAUUGAAAUGCCUCUCGUAACUUUAUCGUUCUACAAAAAAGAAAAAUUCGCAGCAAGUUUCUUUUCAGUCGGUUUUAAUGAACACUCGACUUGGUAUCAUGCACAGCAUUUUGUGUAAGUAAAAUGCAAAUCAUAAAAUGCU